AACGCCUGACGGAAACCUAGAAAAUGGCGGUAAAAAUAUUUCCUCUCACAACAGAGAACCGACAGAGUAUUUAUGAAGCUUAAAUGUGACGAGGGAAGCUUGGGAAAGUGUGCGAUGGACCGUAAACCUUCUCCUGGUCCGGUGUACGUUCUUAGAGGGACGAUCGGUUCUGUCAACGCGCUAAAGUUUGUGCCAAAACCUAUUUCAAAUGAUGAGAUGUUAGUAAGUGGCUCUUCAAAUGGCAUAAUAAGCCUCUGGAAUCUGAAAACUAAACGGGUGCAGUCAAGCAUAGAUAAUCACCAUGGCAAAGCAGUGAUUGAAUUAGGCUUAACCAACAAGCCAAAUUUGAUAAGUCAUGGAAGAGAUGGGAAGAUCUUUAUCUGGGACAUAUCAAGCUCUGAGCCCCGCCUUCUCUCCCAGAUGGAAGGACCAGUUUUGGGAUUUUGCAAGUUCUCAAUCCUUGAUGAUGAUAAGGUUCAAUGGCUUGCAACAGCAUAUCAGUCUGAGGUUGUUAUCAACGAUCUCAAAACUAGUAAAGUGGCCCAUCGUCUUAAGCCUCAAGAUCACAUGAGUUUUGGUAUGUGCAUGUGCAUGAAGAUGUUUUGUUGUUCACAAACAAGUCAUCCCAUGAUCCUUUGUGGGUAUGAGAAUGGAAAAGUUGCAUUGUGGGAUAUCUCCAUGUGCAGAAUGAUGAGUCAUUUGGCAUCUCAUUCUGAAUCAGUUAUGUGUCUUAAUGUUGAUGAAGUCAAUCAUAAGGCUGUGACAGGGUCUGCCGACAACAAGCUCAGUAUAACCACAUUUGGUUUGGAUGGCCAGUUAUCAAGUACUGGUGAAGUCCAGCUGAAGACAGAAGGAGUUGCAUCAGUAAAAGUGAGAUGUGACUCACGGAUUUUAGCCUCAGGGGCCUGGGACGGCAGAGUUCGCGUUCACAGUUGGAAGAGUCUAAAGCCCCUAGCCGUGCUCAAUUACCACUGUGCGACAGUGAAUACCGUCGAGUUCUCAAGCGAAUCGUCAGCAGGGCGAAUGCUUAUGGCUGCUGGAUCCAAAGACUCACGCAUAAGCCUAUGGGAUAUUUAUAAUUGAGGUUAUAUGCCCCUCUCUUUUGCCUUGUGGGACGCACAGUGAAAGCAACAUUGGAUCCGCGUUCCGUAACAUCGUUUGCGCAUGGAUAUUAGAGGACGAAAGGUUUUCCGACAAGGACAUGAGAAAUAUUUACUUUCACCAGGGUCUACGUUCAGCAAUUUGGGGGGGAAAAGGUAUUUUACACUAUUGGAAGGAGUAUGUUUGAAAUUUGCGGGUUCCUUCGAUAAAGAGCGCUUAUCUUCAA
Nematostella vectensis (starlet sea anemone) is the source of this 1327-nucleotide messenger RNA. RefSeq names its product guanine nucleotide-binding protein subunit beta-like protein 1. The record is from RefSeq and is a predicted model, not a curated record. Gene Ontology annotation, molecular function: protein binding. The coding region runs from base 73 to 1083 and encodes 336 amino acids. The transcript is spliced from 9 exons. NCBI's taxonomy places the organism in Eukaryota, Metazoa, Cnidaria, Anthozoa, Actiniaria, Edwardsiidae.